AUGCGUGCUAUGAACAAAUUAGUCGAUUUUUCUGUGAACUAUAUCCUCAUCAUAUUGAGGACAUCGUCGAAUUUAACUGGAGGUAUAGAAAGGAUCUUGCAACAUGCCUGGAACCAGUCGAUGUCCAAUAUCUUGAUUGUUGAGAAUCGCUUGCGGACAAAAACUAGAACAUUAGCUGGAAGAUCCUCCGAUAAUUCCCAUUUCCUCACCUGUGGACUUUUAAAAUGUCAUGGUACGAUCAGAAAAAUCAAAGAAGACAGACCAGUCCAAGUAAUAAUGCAUCAGUUCAAUUUUUUCACCAAAAAAUUCUAUCACCAACAAGCGACUUCUGAUGUUCGGCUGUUCCCCAAUUUCGCGGACAAUAUGCAUGGGCAUGCGAUAAGAAUACAGUAUUCGGACACCACUAAUGAUAUGAUUGACAGCAUCACUCGAACUUUGAACGUCACUACUUUAGCAGUAACGGGAUUUCCAUCGGAUCAGCCAGCCGAUUCUUACGAGGACUUUCUGAACACAAGCUUAGUUGACAUAUUUAGUCUUGUUGUUCUCUUUAAUGAUACGGAGUUCUCCAAAUCCAGAUUAAUUACAAUACGACCAAUCGUUAUGCUCAUGCCUAAUGAGUAUGAGUUCAAUAACGAAAUACUUAACGGCAGUUUAGUGAGUGGUACUUACAUAUUGCUCAUCCUCAUGGCUGUUUGGAUCGUGACUGUUCUUCUGAAGUUUCACGAGAAUAUUUGGAAGUUCUUUGCGAUUUUUAGCUUGAUAUUUUCCAUCGGAAUGUCUCGUGAACCCUCGAAGAAUCAUGAGAGAAUUCUAUUCAUCGUCGUCACCACACUGGGGUUCAUGUACUCUAAUGAAAUUUAUGCUUCCUUCACGAAUCUCGGUAUUGAUCCUCUCGUGGAGAAGGAGUAUGAUACCUUUGAACAGAUCGAUGAGGUAGGAUUGCCGAUCAUCUCGACUGAGGGAGAUAUCAACAGCAUUUAUGCGGAAGCUGAUGGGGCCAAAUUAAAUUUGAGAAAGAAAACUGCAUCCCCAGAUGCAUUCAAGGACAUUGACUGUGCUGAAAUGGCGGCUUUGCAUCACAAUGUUAGUUGUUUGAUGUACAAGGCGGUGGCGGAGGAUAAAUAUUGGUUUUAUAGGGAUGGCGGUCGUCAUCGAUUGAAAAUCGGAAAACCCAUAUUUUGUUUUGCUAUGUUAACUGCCGCUUUUCGUCACGGUUUGCCUGGUAAAAAAAAAAUGAAUGUCAUUGUUGAACGAUAUCGGGAAAUGGGGUUAAUGGCUCGGUACUACUCAUUGAACCAGGCAACGAUUCCAGGGAAUGAGGAAAUUGAAGACAACGACGCAGAAAACAAAUCAACGUCAGAGUUUCUGCGACAAAUUAUAGUACUCACAUUUCUGGGACAUUCAUUUGCUGUAAUCGUGUUUAUUGGAGAAUGUUUGGUUUAUUCGUGCAGCAGGUCACCUGAAACAAAUGAAGAAAAAGUUGAAGUCAACCAAUAUGGGAGUGUUAAAAGGGAAAUGAAAAGGCAGGAAAGUUGGAGUCCUGUUGUUUUUCGAAUUAUUCAUUACUGCAGGCCAAAAAAAAUAUUUUCAUCAUGCUGCGGGCAAAAGUGUGUGAAUUGUGGCGGAAAAAUAGUGCGAACUUCACGAACAAUGCUUGCUGGAGGCUGUUUUUGAGUUUACGUACGCCACUUUCUCGUGACACUGUUCGAUGAGUUAAUUUUCAUCGUCGAUUGUCAAAAUCAUCUGCAAUGGCCGGGAUUAAAGGUUAUUCGGUACAAUUACUUCUCAUUGAACGUGAUAGAUAAGAAAAAGGACAUAUCUUGACGACAUUGUACAAUUCUCCAUUUUUACGAGGAUCAUUAUGGAUUGUGUGGGCAUUUCAUUAAAGUGAAAACAAUUCAGAAUUCAAGGCAACAUAACCUACAAGAUCAGAUACAUUCUUCGUUGUUUGGUCACGACUUGACAUUUCGGUUUAUUUAAUUGUUGAAUCUCAGAUGUGUUUUUCUGUUCUCCAGGAGUUAACCUUUUUUACUGCUCGGGGAUUUCUAGUUGUCUAAUUAUUGACAGAACUUGAACUUGCAUGAUGAGAUACCUUACAAACUACAAAAAUGACACAUUCCAUUCUCUAUUAGCCUUAAAAUUCAUGAUAAAUAUGUCAUAGAUCUUGAUGACUUAAUUAACAGGAUGUUUUCUUCUUUAUUUUUCAUGCCCUGUUUUGGUGGAUCGACUGGACAACUACAGC
Diachasmimorpha longicaudata is the source of this 2242-nucleotide messenger RNA. RefSeq lists its product as uncharacterized. The record is from RefSeq and is a predicted model, not a curated record. Lineage: Eukaryota; Metazoa; Arthropoda; Insecta; Hymenoptera; Braconidae. The transcript is spliced from 4 exons. Bases 1 to 1674 code for a protein of 557 amino acids.